This is a messenger RNA of Owenia fusiformis, 1894 nucleotides long. The record is from the annotation of a GenBank genome assembly. Lineage: Eukaryota; Metazoa; Annelida; Polychaeta; Sabellida; Oweniidae.
UGUGUAAAUGUCGCUCUCUAUGUUCAGAUUUAGUUACUAAUAUCUUUAGAAUUACUAUCUAGCACAUAGUGAGGUCUUCAUUUAUCAUUUUUAGCUUAGAUCAUGCCUCAAAGCUCCAUCCAAAUGUAGGGUACAUUUCAUAACGUAAUCCAGUAGAACUUUUAAAAAAAAUUACAAAAAUCGUGGGAUUCAAUAUCAAUCUGAAAAUAUGCUAUCUUCCAAAAAGAUUUUGACAUAUUCUAGAUAUGUAAUACAUAGGGCUAGAUAUAAGCACAAGUAUCAAGUGACAUUGGAUCCUGGUGUUGAAAAAGAAUUAGAAAGUGGUAAACUUAAGCACAAGCUGCAUCCUGGGAUAGUACCGAAUAAAGUCAGAGCUCUACCCGCAAGACUCCAGUAUGCAAUAGAGAAACUCUUAUCAGAUUAUCCAGUGAAGAAUCUCAGUAUAAAAUCUGAUGCAUUGGCCAAAUACUUGACUAGUCGGCAACUGGCAGUGGAGGAUCAUGUUAUCCAGAGCAAGGGGAUUAGUAUAGAACAGGAUAUACUGAAAAAGGAAAUGGAAAAAAUGGUGAAGAAGCAUGGAAAUGAAUUAACUGAUGAAGUCUUGGAAGGAAUGAAUAAACGAGUUAAGGCAGCAUCGUUAAAAACUCUAAAAACACGUGUAUAUAAUUGGAAGCCUAUGGAGUAUUCUGCUUUUGACACCAUCUGUUACCUGUUAGGAUGUGGCGUACAACAAUACCAUGUCUUGAGACACAUAUUCACCCAGAUCUCCCAGCGUGAUCCUGACUUUAACCCAAAUAGAUUGUUUGAUUUUGGUUCUGGUGUUGGGACAGCUACAUGGGCAGCCAAUCAGGUUUGGCGUAAAUCUCUUGUUGAACAUUAUUGUGUGGACAAAUCGUCAGACAUGAACACGCUAGCAAAACUCCUCCUACUGGGCGGGGAUGAGAACAAUGAACAAAUGGCGUUUAAGGGUGUCUUUUUUAAAGAGUUUUUCCGUCCUGAAUCAAACACGAGACAAUAUGAUGUUGUAGUCAGCGCCUAUUCACUUAUGGAGUUGAAACAUACUAAAGAUAGACUUGAGGUUGUGGAGUCACUGUGGAAGAGAACUAAUGGUUAUUUGGUCCUGGUAGAGUAUGGAAGCAAUGCUGGUUUCCAGUGUAUACAUGAGGCCAGGGAUCACAUACUACAGUUGAAUGCUCAGCAGUCCUUGGUUGAGGGUGCCGACUUUGAAGGAGGCCAUGUAUUUGCACCAUGCCCUCAUGAGCUGCCGUGUCCAAGGUUUACUCAAGAAAAGAAGACACCAUGCAACUUCCCUAUUAGAUACAAGAAACUAACAAAUACCCAAAACUUGAAUGAUGGCAAUGUUAAAACUGAUGUAUACUCAUACCUGGUGAUGAAACGUGGGCCUAGAACAGAUCCUUCAUUAUCCUGGCCAAGGGUAGUGCGUGAGGGUGUCAAUCCGAAACACUGCUCAUAUUGUCGUGUGUGUACCAGUACAGGGACGCUUGAUGAAGCAAUAAUAAGCAAGGGGAAAAGUGGAAAGCAUCUGUAUAAAGUGGCCAAAUACACUGCAUGGGGGGACAGAUUACCUGUGAAAGACACUCCACAAAGUGAAAAAGACAAUCUCCAUCCUAUGGAUACAGACUCUGAAACCCUCAAAAAUGUUGUGGCUGAUGACCUCAAUCAUACAGAUGGUAACCAAAGGUUGAAGGACACAGAUUCUCUCAGUCAUGCUACCAGAACCAAUACAACAACCAAACAGGACUUUGAAAAAUCAAACAAUAAUCCUCCUAAAGAUGAUGAUAAACAAACUGAACUUUCACAAACAUCUAACACUACAGAAUGUAUAGAUUCACAUGUGGAUGAGUCCGUGACAAGGUACUUUAACAGCACUUAA